This is a messenger RNA of Parasteatoda tepidariorum (common house spider), 4778 nucleotides long. RefSeq names its product sterile alpha motif domain containing protein 4 smaug (gene smg). Gene Ontology annotation, cellular component: P-body. NCBI's taxonomy places the organism in Eukaryota, Metazoa, Arthropoda, Arachnida, Araneae, Theridiidae. Gene Ontology annotation, biological process: regulation of mRNA stability; negative regulation of translation; nuclear-transcribed mRNA poly(A) tail shortening. The record is from RefSeq and is a predicted model, not a curated record. Gene Ontology annotation, molecular function: translation repressor activity; protein binding; mRNA binding.
AUAGCGGAAAUCGAACCCUCUACCUCUGUUCUUCAAACGUAUGAAGAAAUGACAAUAACCUCUCGACUAUGGGGGUUAAGUUGGAUGUCGCUUCAAUUUUGCACUCGCAUGUGAUUUUGUUCAGGGCACGGAUCACCUCAUUGAUACUGCGUGACGUAAUAUUUAUGCGAGCUAACUUCAAAAAUUGAUUAGCUAAGUUUUUAAACAUCUCAACUCCACGAAUUUCGGGAGGUGUUUGAAAAUCCCAUUUAAUUUCACUGUGUCGUUUCGAAAUAUUCUGGUGCUUGUGUGUUUUUAAAUAUAUGACUGAGAUAUCUCUGAAAAUGCCCUCAAAUUUAGAUAAAUAUUCUGGAAUAUCGCGCUUGUCGGAUGCUGAUGACUACGUGGAUUUCAUUCAUGAUUAUUUUGGCACCAUGAAAUCUAGCCACCAUUUCAGGGACCAGCUGACCGUGAUCACUGGCUGGUUCGAUCAGUGGAACAGUUGUGAGCAGACUGUGGCCCUCUAUUCUCUCAUCCAAAAAAUUGGUCCAAUUCACGCUCGCUUCCUCGCCCUCGUAUUAGAACAGAAUAUCGCUGAAUGUAUGGAACUCCAACUACAGGAACAGGAAGCUAACGAUCCAGGUUACAUCAACAGCCUAAGCAGCGAAAGUAAAGAAACAGCCGUUCAUCAGUUACUCUCACACUUACCAUUACUUCAACCUGGAAACGACGAUGCCAAAACACAGUACCUUGGACUCAUUCCUAAAAUCUUGGCUCAUUCGAUUCGUCACAGUGUUCAUAUUGAAGAGAGCCGUCAACUUCUUUCCUAUUCUCUUAUUCAUCCGGCCAUAAACAACGAAGACCGCUGUACUUUGACGCAGUGGCUGAGACAGCUCGAGGACAGGAUACACAAUUGUCCCCCUCCGGUAUCUCCUUACAUCGGCAGUAAUGGACCUUUGCCACCCACGCCUCCCACUACAGAGAGUUUUGGGGGUUGCCAAUUUAAUACGGUUGUACCGCGUUUGGACUUGUGGAGGCCUGGCACACUGGUGGGCAUGGCUUCUCCUCCUGUUGAAAUGAACUCUUUUCCUGUUCUUAAUAAUCUAGGAAGUAACAGUUUACCUCCAGGCAUAGGAAGUCAGCAUAUGGCUCUACAUAGCAUGAAUUCUGCGCCUGCUGGUGGUAUGUCUUCUCAUCCAGAUGGUACACAAACGCUUCCUAUGCCACAUUCGCGCAUCAAACGAAGCACAAGCCUCACCCCUCCUAUACCUCAUAAUGGUCUCUCCAUAUCUUCUAGUGUUCUGGAACAUCAGAAUUUUGAUGUAGAUCAUGCUCCAUUAUCUCCACAAAGCAGCGUCACAUCCUCUGGUAGUGGCAGUGAAAGUCAAAAAGAUGACAACAAAGAUGUCUUUAAUCAGGAUGGUACUGGAAUGAAAGAUGUUCCUUGCUGGCUUAAGGGACUAAGAUUACACAAGUAUUCCUAUAUUUUUAAAAAUAUGACUUAUGAGGAAAUGAUGUCGAUAUCAGAAGAAAAACUUGAAAAAAUGAGUAUCACUAAAGGAGCUAGACAUAAAAUUGUGCUAAGUAUUCACAAGCUAAAAGAAAGACAGUCAAACCUAAGAAGUUUAGAAAAGGAUCUUGAAGAAGGUGAAGGUACAAUACGGUGUGCUCUGAACGAAGUUAAAGGCAUGCUGCAAACACCCAUCAAAGCUUUUCAGAGUAUGAGUUAUAACGGUGAUAUUAUCUGCUCUAAUGGAGGUGAAUCUGAAUCAUCAGGCUCCGAUCCACCGAGUGCUCCACCUAGUCCGCCCAUUUGUGAAGAAGGCCAGCAACAUAUUGCGGAAGGAGAUAUACCUGGUCAAAUAACACACCUUUUGGGGAAAGUUUGUGCAACUCUGUUGAUUUCGCCUAAUCAGGAUGAGAAUUUGAAUUUCUUUGUGAUGGUUGUUGACAAGUGCCUUAGCCAUGAGGCAUUUACUCCUGUACAGAAACGGAGAUUAUUUGCUUGGAAGCAACAGAUACAAAAAGCAUGUAAUCCCCUUCCUCCACGACGCUCUUUGGACAACAAGCACAGAAACAAGUGGAACAACUAUCAUAAUGGUGGACCUAAUGAAUCUGCAGAAUCUGUUGUGGGUGGUUCAGUCUCAUUAAGAAGGCGUGUGCCUGUUCAAUUUCAACAACCUCAACGCAUGCCACUUUCCAGGCAGAAUGGCCAAUACUCAUCCCAAAGGAGUGUACCUAUAUCUACUGCGGUCAUAAAAAGGCCUAGUCUACAAGAUCAUAUGAAGCCACAUGUUCAAAUACAACGGACAAAUUCUGCUCCAGUUCGACCAAACCCCUUGCCAAUGUCUAUGUUUGGUAAAAAUGUGGAUGGAGUGGAUGCAAAUGAUCCUGAAUUAAAUAUUAGGCUGGAAUCUCUGUGCCUCAGUGUGACCGAGCAUGCUCUUGGUGGUUUUGAUGGAGCUGUGCCUUUGUUUUAAAGAAAGGAUCUACUAAAUAUAUAUAUAUAUAUUUGCUGUGUGUGCCAAUGACUUCAGUUGCUUUGACUUCUGAAUGGAUGUGUAUAUUGUUAUAUGGUUGUUUUCAUCUGUAUUGUAAAGAAGAAAAAAAAAUAGACAUUUGUAUUUUUCUGAUUAUCGGAGAACCAUCCUCUGCUGGGAAUUUUUUAUUUUUACUUCCAAGACGACAGCUUGACUGGAUUGUAUAUUUUUUAAACGUCUUCCCUUCGCUUUAAAGUAUAUAACUUACCUGUUUAGGAAAAAGAAGCAAUUUAAAUUUUUAGUUUAAAAAGCAAAGUGGACCAAAACUUUGUUGUGCCUUAAACUCAAAAUGUAAUGCUGUGCAUAAAUAUUUCAUAUAUAGAUAUAUAUAUAUAUUUUCUUACAUUCUGGUUGUUUCAGUCUUUACGCCUAAUAUUACUGGCUGGCCGUUAUCUUAAAAUUGUGCUGUUAAGUUUACAAAUAUUUUGUUAAAUAUGCUUUAAGAUCUCCCCCCCCCCUUCUAUGAAUUGUGAGUUUGGAUUUCUUGCAUACCUUUGGUUUUAAUUUGCGAAAAACAGUUCAACAAUUAAUGUUUUGAUUUUUUAAAUUUUGAAAUAGGCAUAUAAUUAUUUGUUUCAAGGGUUGGAAAGAUGUUUGCAUACAUACUCCAUAGCGGCCAACUCUACUGGAUUUUAUAAGUUUCUCCUGGUUUAAUUAAAAUUCUCCAUUUUUUUGUACAUUUUAGAAAAUUCCCUAAAAUUAGGUAUGUUUCCUAAAAACACCUAAAAAAAUCUCUAUUGAAAUAGAAUUUCUUAUACAUGUUGGCAGCUAUGCAUUUUCCAAACUUUUGAUGGCAUUUCCAUGUAAAAUAUAGCCAUCGUGUUAGGCAAUUUUCUAUUCUUUUAAUUCUAUUUAUUUUUUUGUCUGAAAAAUUGCAAUUUAUUUAAAUCAAAGUUUUUUUAAUCAUACAUUUGAAUUUUGGAGAAAAUUGUUUUUAUUUUAUCUGUAUAUUAAUUUAUUUAUUCUGUCUCUUUGAGCCUAAAAAAUCAUGUUAACCUUGUAUUUAAUAAAUUCCAAUAUUUAUUCCUACCCUAAUUCCAUAAAAAAUUGUAUCUUAAGACUUAUAGAGAAAAACUAUCUCUUUUUAGAUGCAAAAAGUUCAGUUAGAAGAAUCCCGUAUUAAAUUAUUGAUUUUAAAAUACUUUUUAAGAUGUGUAUCGAGUGUUGAUUAACAUAUUAGUUUAGGAAUUAUUUCUUAUAUGGUUACAUUAAAGGCAAUUUCAAUAAAUUUUUUAAACUUUUUACUGUGCUUUUUUCCUUAGACUAAUACUAAAUUAAAAAUGAAUUUUUUUUUUUUUUUUUUUGCAAAUCCUUUUAUUUGAUUUGAAAUGUUUUUCUUGAGUUAAAAUCUAAGUAUGCAGCUGUGAAAUUUUUAAAAACCCACAAUAAUUAGUAAUAUUUUGUGAAAGAUAUUACUUUCUGUAUUAAAGAAAUUUAUGCAUAUCAUUAUAGAGGAAAUUAUUAGACAGCUUUUAAAAGUAUGUAAAUAAUGAGCAUACAUUUCAUUUAGAUGGAUGUGUACAUAAGUUUUUACAUAACUGAGAUUGAAUAAGUCUGACACAAUCAGUAUUCCUUUAGUUUUUAGACACCUUGUAUGCUUGAACGAUAAAUUAAAAGCAGUUGAAUUAAAUCCUUUUAAUACAUUUUUCAUUUCGGUUUUACUUUUUUGUAAGACUGUAUCAGUGGUAAUUGUUUAAUUUGUAAUAAAAAGGUUCUGUUAAUAUUUUUGAAGCCUUUUAUGGAAAUUCUAUUUUUGUUUUGAAAAUUUGGUAUGUACCAUUAUUUUUUAAAAUUCUGUUGACAAUUCAGAUGGCCAGGUAAAUUUUAUUUUUCAGUGGGUUCUCACUAAUAUUAAACUCCAGAUAAUAGAGCUUUUCAUUUUGAAAGUCAUUCAAAAUUUGGAUUGUUCUUAUGCUAUUUAAAAAAAUUUAAUGAAUUUCACUUAUAAAAAUAGUAUUUUCUGUAAAUUUUUUCAAAUUUAUUUUAGUAUUUUGUCAAACUAUGUUCAAGAUUUAGACUACAAAUUUAUAGUGAAAUUAUUUUUAGAAUAAAUUUGUGAUUGACUGCUAAACUGUUUUUUUUUUUUUUUUUUUUUUNUUUUUUUUUUUUUUUUUUUUUUUUUUUUUUUUUUUUUUCAUGAAUUAAAAUAGAUAAAAACUGAUCAAAAAAUGACUGCACCGUCAGAUUAGUAUUAACAAAAGUCAAUGAUUAUGUAUUUUUUUAAAUAAUAAAGUCUAUUAUUAUUGUAUCUAAAUCAGA